AUGGCCAUGCAAAUGUGCAACAAACGUGCUACUCAGGUGGCAACGAAUCUUGUUCGACAACUCGCUAGACCUGUGCGAAUGAAAAUUGAAGAUGAUCAUAGUGAAGUUGAAUAUACACAUAUACCUCUACCAAAUACAUUAGUUUCCAUGAGUAAAACAUUAUUACAUGGUAAUGCGUCUAUUACAACUGGACUUAACUCUACUAUUAGCGUUCGUCAUGCGCAUACUGAUAUACAAGUACCAAAUUUCGAUUUCUAUCGUCGAAAAGCACGUCUUGAUUCGUCAAAAUCGUAUCGAGAUGCUGACGAUAAUACUUCACCUUAUUCUUAUUUAGCUCCUGUUGGUCUGGCUAUAACAUCAGCUUAUAUGGCAAAAUAUAUAGUUCGAGAUAUAGCUGCUUAUGUUGGUCCAGCUAAAGAUGUUAUGUCGCUUGCUAAAGUCGAAAUCAAACUCGAUGCUGUUCCCGUAGGAAAGAAUGCUGUAUUCGAAUGGCGUAAUAAACCAAUUUUUGUUCGCCAUCGUACAGCACAAGAAAUAGCACGAGAACAAGGUGUCAAUGUUGCUCAAUUGCGUGACCCGCAAAAUGAUGCUGAUCGUGUACAAAAAUCAGAAUGGUUAAUUGUUAUUGGUAUAUGUACUCAUCUUGGUUGUAUUCCAAUAGCAAAUGCCGGUGAAUUUGGUGGUUAUUAUUGUCCUUGUCAUGGUUCACAUUACGAUGCUUCUGGACGUAUACGAAAAGGUCCAGCACCACUUAAUCUUGAAGUUCCUCAAUAUGUUUUCAAAGAUGAUUCAACAGUUGUCAUCGGUUAG
Molecule: messenger RNA, 810 nt
Organism: Rotaria socialis
Lineage: Eukaryota; Metazoa; Rotifera; Eurotatoria; Philodinida; Philodinidae
Source: the annotation of a GenBank genome assembly